Messenger RNA from Manis javanica (Malayan pangolin), 1448 nucleotides. The record is from RefSeq and is a predicted model, not a curated record. NCBI's taxonomy places the organism in Eukaryota, Metazoa, Chordata, Mammalia, Pholidota, Manidae.
AUGAUUGAGACGAGCUCUGGGGCUGCUAACUACAACUCAACGCCCGGAGCUAAGCGCCGACCCCAAUGUCAAGCCCACGACCCAAGCCCUUUGGAACCAGUAGCCGGUGUCACGGGCUCCGGCGGCAUCAAAGCCUCGCUCUUCCUCAGCAGAGGGGCCAACGGAGAAAGGGAGACAACGGAGGAUGGGGCUGGGCUCCCCAAGCUGGCCUCCGAAUGCUUGGCCCCGCGCUUCUCCGGCCUGGCUAACCUGCCAGCCUUUCCCAGCACCCUGUCUGCGAGUCACCCACCUGCCCGGCCUUUCGGGGCUCAUCUAAAAGGCUCCUCCGCCAAGACUAGGGGACACCAGGAAUUGGGUUUGUUUGCGGUGCCUCAGAAGGGGCAAGAUGGCGACAGGUAUCAGGGCGCAGGCGCAGCCGCGCGCCGCCCGUCGGGAGGUGUAGUCCGCCUUUCCCGCCUUUCCGAGAACAGAAGCCAGAAGGUCCUUCAUCCUCCCUGUCCCUCUUUUCCAACGCAUUUUGAAAGUAAAGGAGACGCGCCGCGAGGGUUGCUGGGAGCUGUGGUCCGAACCCACACUCCCUCCUCUUUCACUCUCCGUAUGCUGUCGUACGCGCAAGGAAGGCUGGGAUUGUGGUUUUCUUGGCUUCUCUCGCGUACCCUCCUGGCUUCGUGCGCCUCUCCCGUGCAGUCUCCCAGCCAAAAGACUGCGCGUUCUGCUACGUGUGAUGCACGUAGCGGUCAAAAUGUCGUCGUAAACUGGAGCCGAGGAUUUGCUGCGACCUUUACUCUAGGCGAGGUUAGAGACGGUAGGAAAGCUGCUUCGUUCCCGAGAGUGCUGUUGAGAAUUAGGAUGAUUCCUCAGAUUCAUGGGAGCAAUUAUCAGCGGCUCCAGUCUCUCCAGACGCUACUCGAGAACUCAUAACCCACGCUGCGAGAACGGACAUAGUGGACGUCGCAGUAGCUGUACCCGAUCUGGGGGUUGCGGAGUGGCAUGUCAAGGACGCGAGCCCAAGCGUUCUCGACUUCGGGUUUCUCCACGGUGAAGUGGGAAGGAUAGUCAUUUUUCCUGCUCUAUCUGUCAAAGGCAAGAAGGAAAAGGGACGUGAUAUCUUACUCCUCUACCUUCACCAAACCUGCUCUUCAACUUCAGCUUCGGUGAACUGCAGUUCACAGUGUCCCAGUUCCAAGUACUUCUUCCCUCCUUUGGCGUUCUUCCCUUUCCACCCUGGAAACCGUGAUCAUUUAUUUCAGGCACAGGUCUUACCAGCACUUUCAAGUCCAUUCAGCCACCGGUGCCCUUCCACGUAGAUUCUAAAACAGCCCUCAACCUCGGAUCAGCUUCUCCCCUACACACCUUCCCUGUUGAUAUUCCUAUUAGUCAACUAUUAGUGCAUAAUAAAUUAUCCCAAACCUCAGUUCCUUAAAAUAAUAUAUAUUUUUUUCAUUUCA